ACCUUGCCUCAUUCCACGCCCCGCCCUCUCGCGCGCUUCUUCCUCCAAUUGGCUCGGCGCCCUGUCACUCACGCUCCAUUUUCCAGCUGUCGCAGCUCCAUGUUUGUGUGCGACUCACACUGGACUGGACGGUACGAUCAUCUGGAAAUUUUUUCACUCCGUCGAUUUUUUUUUAGGAGCCCACACCUGUGUCAUUUUUCUAUGCCGAUUUUUCGACUUUAAAUAUUCUUGAAGCCCAGUCGGAUGCAAAGAAAUGAGCGGUGAAAUCAGCGCGUGGAGUGUAAAUAAAGAUUCCGGCUAGCUAGCAGCUUAGCCCACCCAAUUAAGCUAGUUAGUGCGCUUAGCUAAUUAACUUUUCGGCUUUUGGAUGCUCAAAAUCAAAUGUUUGCACCGUAGUCAGCGUUAUAUGCACACGCAGCGUCUGGUUGUCUUCUGCCACCUGUCGCCGUGUGUUAGCUAGAGAUCCGGGCAGCUGAUGGACAGUGUUGCGGUGAGUCUGGGCACUGGGGCGGUUAGCUUAGCGAGACAGCAAAGGACAGCACGGAUGUCGUGGCAGGCUAGUGUGUCCCUCCGGGACUCUGGUUGGUAGUCAUUACAGAUACUAAAAACAGGGCUCGAGUGGGUCUGAGAGCAGGGGAGAUCUUUAGAUUCACAUCUGGCCUCCAAUCUCAUCCAGUCUUUGGCCUUGCUUGAUAAAUGCGUUUGUAUGAGCAGGCUGGGGUCUCUUUUGCUUCAUCGAUUUAACGUUACGUCUACCAUAAGUUAUCCUGCAUUUUUAAACAACAUUCCCCCAAAUCCAUCCUGUUCCUCUUUCGACGCGGUUGCAAAGGGAAGCGGGUCGUAGAAGUGUGUCAGAUCAGGGUUGGGAUCUCCAAACGCUGUGGUGAUGACUCUGGAGUCCAUGAUGGCCUGUUGCAUGAGUGAAGAGGCGAAGGAGUCCAAAAGAAUCAACGCCGAGAUCGACAAACAGCUCCGGAGAGACAAACGAGAUGCGAGACGAGAGCUCAAACUCCUCUUACUGGGCACGGGCGAGAGCGGCAAAAGUACGUUCAUCAAACAGAUGCGCAUCAUUCACGGGGCGGGCUACACCGACGAGGACAAGCGCGGCUUCACCAAACUCGUCUACCAGAACAUCUUCACCUCCAUGCAGUCCAUGAUCCGUGCCACCGAGCACCUCAAGAUCCCGUUCAAAUACGAAGAGAACAAGAACAAUGCUUUGCUGGUGCGAGAGGUCGACGUGGAGAAGAUUUGCUCCUUUGACCAGCCCUAUGUCAGUGCAAUAAAGAAGCUCUGGUCAGAUCCAGGCAUCCAGGAAGCCUACGACCGCAGGCGAGAGUACCAGCUCUCUGACUCCACUAAAUAUUACCUUAGCGAUUUAGAGCGUAUAUCGUCUCCGGGAUAUGUGCCCAGCCAGCAGGAUGUGCUGAGGGUCCGAGUGCCCACUACUGGCAUCAUAGAGUAUCCCUUUGACCUGGAAAAUAUAAUCUUCAGGAUGGUGGAUGUCGGAGGGCAAAGAUCAGAGCGCAGGAAGUGGAUCCACUGCUUUGAGAACGUCACAUCUAUCAUGUUCCUGGUUGCCUUGAGCGAAUACGACCAGGUCCUUGUGGAAUCUGACAAUGAGAAUCGCAUGGAGGAAAGCAAAGCGCUGUUUCGCACAAUCAUCACCUACCCCUGGUUCCAGAACUCUUCAGUCAUUCUGUUCCUGAACAAGAAGGACCUUCUGGAGGAAAAGAUCAUGUACUCUCACCUGGUGGACUACUUCCCUGAAUUUGACGGUCCGCAGAGGGACGCCCUGGCGGGCCGCGAGUUCAUCCUGAAGAUGUUCGUGGACCUGAACCCGGACAGCGACAAGAUCAUCUACUCGCACUUCACCUGUGCCACAGACACCGAAAACAUCCGCUUCGUCUUCGCGGCGGUCAAGGACACCAUCCUGCAGCACAACCUCAAAGAGUACAACCUAGUGUGAGAGAGAGAUGGAACGAGAGCGAGACACCUGCCGCCCACACACGGCCGAAAGCACUACACGCCUCACACGCAGAAACACACCUUCACCCCCUUUAGGCACUGGAUCUUCACAUAGUCCUUUUCUUUGCCUGUUUUCUCCUCUCUUCCUGAGUGUCGACCCCUCCAGCCGAUAGCUUUAUCAUCCAAUCUUUCUCAAACACGAAGGCUGGGCCGUUAAACCGGUGCCUAUUGACAAAGAGCAUUCGUUUGCUCUGUAGAUGGGCUGUAGGUGGGCUCUACCUGAAUGAAACUGAGGUACGAACUUAACGGAAAACCCUCGGUGGAUUGUCCGUCCGUAACGAAGAGUGGGCGACAUUCUUGAAGGACUUCACCUUGCAUCACUGAAGUUAACCAGGUGUUAGUUGUGCAAUCACAUGCUAUAACACUAGAGGUGGAGGUGAUUUGAUUUAAUACUAUUUUAGGAGUGAUGUAUAGAGAUUUUCCAUCACUACUGGAGAAGAGAUGGCACACCAUGUGACUUUUUCGUAAUAAUGAGUAAUGAAAGCCACCAGUUUUUUUCAAAAACGCUCAAAUUGCGUUCCCGAAAUUAUUUCGAAAAAAACCCCAGUUCGCUUGUGUAUCCACUAUAAAUUUAUCAUUCACGCAGCGAACUGUUUCCUCCAGUCUGAUGUUUGCCAGUAUUGGGUGUUUAAUCAGUAUAAUUAAAGGGAUCCAGCUAGUAUUCAAAGAUAUUUACCAAAAGAUUGUGAUUUGUUUACAUGCUUCGUCACAUCAGUUUUGAAUCUUUGACCGAAGGAAUCAAAUAAACGCCUUUCCUAGCCGAUUCAUUCAUGUUUUACUCAGUAUAACAUUCAAUAUCCAGUGAUUUAAAUGUUCGUAGACUCGACGCAAAAGUGCUAUAUAGGGUGAAAUCCAUUUAGUUUGUUUUAUUUAUGUAAUUUAUGGACCAGAUAUGUAAUUAGUCUGACUCAUUUUUCCAACUAAAUUUUUGAGUCUCUUCUGCUGUAAAAAAUCCAUUGGCAAGUGAUCUUUUCUUUUUGGUAUUUCUUAAAUCGAUUGUCGCCGUUCUGUUCUUUUUUUCUUUUCUUUUUUUUUCCCGAAUAUUUGAAAUGCUUGAAAAUGGAGAGUUGAAUUUCCAUUUUAUCAACAUCGCUUUAUGCAAAUAGGAAAUUGAGAAUUUUAUCAGUGGUUGAAUUCUUAACUGGUCUCUGCUUGCGUUGUUUUUUGAGAGUUCGCUCUUGGUUUCGUAGUACCAUAUCUUAGUUCUCGCUUAAUUUAGCUUUUUGGAUUCCGUAGCUAGCUGGCUUUUUUUGGGGAGGGGGGAUCUUUAUGAUGUAAUUCAGGUGAGUUUUCAUACUUUUCAUUACAAGGGCUAAUUGUGGGCGGAGAAUGAAAGGACUCUAUGAAGACGAUAGAGCAAUAGGUACGUAGAGGAAUCAGGGACAGCGCGGGUGAUGCUGUGGGAGUUGCCGUUUUCCGUAGGUUCAGCUUGCAGUGCAUCCAGGGAGCACCUUCAGAGAUCUUCGGAAAAUGUAUGCUAUUUCUUGCCGCAAAUCAAACGACUUCGAAUGGGCUGUUUUGAUUUUGUAAGUUUAGGAAUGAAGUAUUCGGUGGCGGUUAUGUCACAUGUUUCCCUUUGCCAUGUUUGGUUUCGGGGGCUGUGACGGUAUUGCGUUUGAGUCCUGUGUACUCAUUUAUCGUACACUUUUUUUUUUUUCCUCAGCCAACUGGCUAUGAAUUUAUCACACAUUAGCACUCGUACAGUCUUACUGGCUUCGUUCGUAUUAUUGAAACAACAUAGCUUGAGAGUAGCAGAAUUUGAAAAAAUCACGAGAUCUAACGUAAUGAUAUAGCAAAAUAUUUGAAUCACAAUGGUCACUUAUUGGCGCGAUUUAUUUUUAACUAGUAAUUGAAUGUAUUGUAGGAGGAUUCUUUUUUUUGUGAUUACUUUUGUGAAUUACUUUGGAAGUGUAGUUUUGAAGGUGUAUACGCAGUUUUCUCUGUAUAUUUGCAGUUUUGUUGCGUUUAAUUAAUCCUAUAAGCCUUCUUUACAUAUACAUUUGGACCUUUUAGUGCAUUUUAUGAAUUGUUUGCCAAAUUGCGAACUUUUUUUCUUUUCUUUGUUUAUCUAAUCAAUCCUCCCAUGCCGGCCAGUUAAGCUGCUUUUUUUUCUUUUUCCAAACAUCCAGAUUUGCAUACCGUCAUUCUUCUGACCGGGGCUUCACACUUCAUUCAUUUUAAGCUGUGUUUACUUGGGUGGGAUGGUACUAUCAGUCACCAUAUACCAAUUUCAAACUGUUUCGUUGUUGUACAAGUAGUGGACCUGCAAAUUUAUGACGGCAUUUUUGAACACGUGAACGUUUAAAGCUUUUGUACAUACGGCUUUCAUUUUGAAGGGCUAGUUCUAAUCUGAGAAACACCUUUCUUUAUCCAACAGAAACACUACAGCUAGUCAUUUCGUACCAAUUAAGUCCACAAAACAUCACAAUACGUUGUGCAGAUGGUAUAAGUAACUUUAAUAUCCUGUUCAGCUGGUGUUUAAGGUUUUCUUUGGUCGUUCUCAACAAUUUGUGAUGAAGUUUGGUAUGUUUUUCCUCCCUGGGUUAAUGCACUGAACCUACUCUGCAGUAAUGGAACGAACUCCACUCAUGUGACGUAUCUGUUCCUCCAAACUUGUUCCUGGUACUCUGAGAGAUGCAGACACUAAUGAAUAGAAAUGACGCUUUCGCUUGAGGUCCACACUGACGUGAUGGAUGCAUACAAUAUGAAGCUAUCUUUACUUUCUUUUUUUAUUUCUGACGUCGAUGCAUUACCUGAACACUUGUAUGUAGGACACUUUAAUAUAAUACAUUUGUUUUUGAUAAAACAGCUAAAAUAAACUUUUGUGUAGUGGUGUAUAAAAUCAAAGUAUUGUAUUACUUUGUAAUGUAUUUCUUGUUCGGUUGGUUGCUCUUUAUUUUUUAUUUUUUUUAAGCAUACCAAAUGUAAAUGAUGUACUAUAUUGAGUGUGCCAAUCCCUUUGAUUUGUAGAGCCAGACUCUUUACAAGUGCCAAUGUUGUGGAAAUCAUUUAAAAAGGACUUGUGUAUUUUAUGGUCCGGUUUUUAAAAACAAAUAAACAUUAAGUAUGUGAUUAUGGUAAAUGCGCAACAGGAAAAGGACAAUUUUAUUCUGUAUUUAAGAUUAAAGAUGACAAACUGCUGUUUUUAAAAGAAAUGACAUUUUAAUUGCAUGUGUUUGUUUUCGGCGGAGAGGGUCGGGUAAAGGAGAAACCGUAUUAACGCGAAACCCUGCUGACGAGGGGCUUAAUUAUUGCUCAUUUACAGUAUUUUAGACAUUUCUCUUUUUGUAUGUUUAAUUUCAACCACUUUUGCCUGAACCUCAUUCAUACAUGAAAAUGACUUUCAUAGCCUUCUCCUUUAAAGAAAAAAAUAUCCAUUUUAAAUUGGAAUAAAAUUUGUUCCUAUAUGUUU
Molecule: messenger RNA, 5437 nt
Organism: Sinocyclocheilus anshuiensis
Lineage: Eukaryota; Metazoa; Chordata; Actinopteri; Cypriniformes; Cyprinidae
Product: guanine nucleotide-binding protein subunit alpha-11-like
Exons: 7
Coding region: 887-1966 (359 amino acids)
Biological process (GO): adenylate cyclase-modulating G protein-coupled receptor signaling pathway
Cellular component (GO): cytoplasm; heterotrimeric G-protein complex
Molecular function (GO): GTPase activity; GTPase activator activity; G protein-coupled receptor binding
Source: RefSeq, a predicted model, not a curated record